This is a messenger RNA of Ruditapes philippinarum (Manila clam), 1842 nucleotides long. RefSeq lists its product as uncharacterized. NCBI's taxonomy places the organism in Eukaryota, Metazoa, Mollusca, Bivalvia, Venerida, Veneridae. The transcript has 2 exons. The record is from RefSeq and is a predicted model, not a curated record. The coding region runs from base 359 to 1534 and encodes 391 amino acids. Gene Ontology annotation, molecular function: DNA binding. Gene Ontology annotation, biological process: DNA integration; DNA recombination.
AUAUGACCAGGAAAGACUUUCUUAGACCUGAAAUGAGUAAGGAAUACACUCAUCUUUGUAGUCAAUCUAGACCUUUUACAAAAUUCUUAUUUGGGGACGAUGUCUCCAAGUCGGCUAAGGAGAUUGAGGACUGUUCCAAGAUCAGUAAUAAGAUGUUUGAUCGUAGACCUUUUCGAGGAGGUCCUGCCCGCCGAAUGUUGAAUAGAGGAUUUCGUUUCCGAGGCGGUUAUGGCCGAGGUAUGAGACCGAGGGGCCGAGGUUUGUCGGAUCCAAAUGUUGGUACAUCUACCGAUUCAAAAAACUACCAGAGACGGGGGUCUCGGCUGCCAUUCAAGCAGUAGAGCAGUCUGUUAGGAAGAUGCGUGCAGAAAAUGAGAAGAGAUAUGGCCAAGGGCAUCAUCAUAGCUCCACUUUGGACAACUCAACCUUGGUUUCCAAGGCUUAUGGACAUAUUGGUAGACACGCCAGUUAUUAUUCAAAAGAAGAAAGGUUUGCUGAAAUUACCGCUUCAACAAAUGUCUCAUCCUCUCGAAGGCAGACUCAGAUUGAUAGUUUGCAAAGUGUCAGGGAUAGUUUCAGAAAACGUGGAUUUUCAGAGGACUCUACCAGAAUAUUCAUGUUGUCAUGGAAAUCAGGUACUAAAAAACAGUAUAAUACACACAUUACCAGGUGGUUUCGCUACUGUACUGAAAGGAAGAUUACUCCAGUUUCGCCAACUUUGGAGGAAGUAGUUGAAUUUUUAACAAAUCAGUUUAACAAAGGUCUUGGUUAUGAAAGUCUUAAUACAGCUCGUGGUGCUCUAUCUGCUCUUGGAAUUCAAUUUGAAGGAUUUCGGAUUGGAAAUCAUCCUUUAAUAAUAAGAUUCAUGAAAGGUGUAUUUGCAGCCAGACCAACAAAAUCACGUUAUACUGAAGUUUGGGAUGUGAAUAAAGUUUUAAUUUAUUUGAAAAAGCUUUCACCAGUAAGACAUCUUUCACUGAAAAAUCUCACAUUGAAGCUGGUGAUGCUCAUGGCCCUAACUCAAGCUGCACGUGUACAGACAUUACAAUUAAUUAGUUAUACUGAUUAUAAGAAGUUAAAAUCAGAGUUUGUGUUUAAAUUUGAUGGGCUGCUGAAGCACAACAGACCAAACCAUAACAUUAAUUUUAUUUCAUUUAAGGCUUAUCCUCCAGAUAGGAGACUUUGUAUAUAUACAGUGCUGAAGGAGUAUUUGGCGCGUACAAGUAAUGUUAGAAUUGACAAUAAUGCUAAGAAAUUGUUAUUAAGUUAUGUUAAACCAUAUAAAAAUGUUACAAAAGACACGAUUUCUAGAUGGAUUAAAACUGUUAUGUAUAGAUCUGGAAUAAACAUUGCGAAAUAUGGUUCUCAUAGUGUGAGAGCAGCAGCAGCAUCCAAGGCAAAGAAUUCUGGAGUGCCUGUUGCAGUAAUAUUAGAGAAAGCUGGCUGGUCGUCAGAAAGCACAUUUGCUAAAUUCUAUGAUAAGGCAAUAAACACGGGGAGAGACCCAUUUCAAGAAGGUGUUUUGAGGCACUAGGACUAGGUGUUUUUUCGCAUUAGGCUUUAAAGUCUCAGGUAAGUCCCGAAACGAAAUUCUUUCGCGAAAAAGAAUUUAAAAAUUAAACGAGACUUACCUUGGUUAAGUUGAAGUUUGAUUUCAAUUCUUUGAGUAAGAAUUGAGUGAGGGGCUUAACUGCCACCCUCCCUCCCUACAGGAAUUUAAAUUUAGAAAAUACAUUCUUAUAAUUGUUACUAAUGGGAAAAAACACUGUUAAGGAGUGAACUGCGCAUGCGCAACCGUAUCUCAGUUAAGCCCCUCACUCAAUUCUUACUCAAAGAAUUGAA